UAACACCACAAAAUCAACCCCACUUUAUAUCUAAUUCAACCCCCUCCAACCACUUCCAAGUUCACACUACUCUUUUCAUUAACUUUUUUUCUCACCAAAGACUUCGAACUUUGUGACACAAAGAAAGAACAACAACUGGUCCAUGGGAACCGAAACUUCAUCGUUUGAGACGAGUGAGAUGUUGGCAACGUUUUUAGCAUCCACACCAUUGCUAUCGGAGUCAUGGCGGCUCUGCAACAUCUCCAACACAAGUACACCGCGAGGUUUUCUCGCGGAGCAAAUUGGAGAUGUUGGGUAUAUUGCUUUCUCAGGCAUUCAAACGGUUGGGAACUCCGAACCCAGCUGCAGAAACUUGGUGCCAUUAAUGGAGAGCGACGGAAACGCCUUGUUCAUCCCGCUGCACCGCCUCAACGAAGGCGAGGAGCCUGUAAUGGUGCAUGCAGGCCUGUUACAGCUCUUCCUGUCUAUGCAUAUCUCUGCAAGUUUCCAAAACCAGAUGUUGGCACUAAUGGAGAAAAGCAGGCCAAUUGUCAUCACUGGCCACUCUCUAGGAGGAACAGUUGCCACACUUUGUACUCUUUGGCUCCUCUCUUACUUCCAAUCUGUCUCGUCUCCCUUACAAGUCCUAUGCAUCACUUUUGGCUCUCCAAUGCUUGGCAAUGAGUCACUUUCCAAAGCUGUCCUUAGAGAAAGAUGGGGUGGUAACUUUUGUAAUGUAGUCUCAAAACAUGACAUCAUGCCAAGAAUGCUCUUUGCUCCUCAACCAUCUUUUACUCAGCUACAAUUCCUACUGCAGUAUUGGCAUUUGUCCAUGAAUUGUCCUCGCUUUGGCAUGCUUGCCCAAUUACACGACGAAGAUAAAGCGGAGCUCUUUCGCUUGGUCUUGUGUCAUUUGGAAGUGAUAGCACAAGCAGGAGAAGAGGUAGCAAAAAGUUUAUUUUGGCCACUAGGAAGCUAUUUGUUUUGUUCUGAAGAGGGAGCAAUUUGUGUGGAUAAUGCUGUGUCUGUUAUCAAGAUGAUGCAUUUGUUGCUUAUGACUGGCUCUCCAUAUAGUUGUGUUGAGGAUCAUCUCAAGUAUGGAGAUUAUGUGGAGAAAGUUUCCCUACAGUAUUUGAACCAGGGAAGCUUCAUGCAAGCAGAUAUUCCUGAGUCAAGCUAUGAAUCAGGGGUUGCUAUUUCACUACAGUCCCUGGGGAUAUAUAGCCAGGAAACAGUUGCCAAACCUGUCAAAGACUGCUUGAAGACGGCAAGGCGAAUGGGUCUCAGACCAAACCUGAAUGCUGCCAAGCUGGCUGUUAGCUUAGCGAAAAUUAAUCCCUACAGAGCUCAGAUAGAAUGGUAUAAAGCAUCUUGUGAUGAGUCUGAUGACCACAUGGGGUACCAUGAUUGUUUCAAGCUAAGGGAUAAUUCAAAAAAGGGCUCUAAAGUUAACUUGAACCGGCACAAGCUUGCUGCUUUCUGGAAUAAUGUCAUCAAAAUGCUGGAUAACAAUGAACUGCCUUAUGAUUUUAAUAGGCGAGCAAAAUGGGUCAAUACUUCACAGUUCUAUAAACUCCUGGUUGAGCCAUUGGACAUUGCAGAAUACUAUCGGACAGGGAUGCAUCAUGUCAAGGGCCAUUACUUGAAGCAUGGAAGGGAGAGGAGGUAUGAGAUUUUUGAUAGGUGGUGGAGAGAGAGAAAGGUAAGUGUGGAUGAAAAUAAUAAGAGGAGCAAGCUUGCAAGUUUAACUCAAGAUUCAUGCUUUUGGGCAAGGGUGGAGGAAGCAAGGGAAUGGCUUGAUAACAUUAGAAGUGAAAGUGACCCAAGAAAUCUGGCUUUGCUUUGGGAAAAUAUUGAUGCAUUUGAAAAGUAUGCAAGGAAAUUGGUUGAUAAUAAGGAAGUUUCUAGAGAUGUUCUGUUAAAGAAUUCAAGCUAUAAUUUGUGGGUGGAAGAAUGGAGUAAAUUGAAAUCACAGCUGAAAAAAUGCUCUCUACAGUUUCCAGAUUAUGUGAAUGGGAAAGUAGUUCCUUAGUGUACAAUUCAGCAAGUGACCCAAGAUAGCUGGCUUUGGAUUCGGAGAAUAUUGAUGCAUUUCAAAAGUAUGCAAGGAAAUUGGUUGACAAUGAGGAAGUGUCUACAGAUGUUCCGUCAAAGAAUGCAAGCUAUAAUUUUUGAGUGGUAGAAUGGAGUGAGUUGAAAUCACAGCUGAUGCAAUUCCCCGAGUCUCCAGAUUAUGUGAUUAGGGAAGUAGUUCCUUAGUGUAUAAUCCAGUAUAACAAUGCAUUGUAGCGCAUUUUGAUACAAUGCAAAUUGUAUCUUUGGCAGUGCAUAUUGUGAUACAAUGCUAAUUGUAUCUUAGGUACAUGACUUAUAUUUAUUAGGUUGUAUAUCUUAUGCAGACUCAUAUUUAUUAA
Molecule: messenger RNA, 2393 nt
Organism: Quercus robur (English oak)
Lineage: Eukaryota; Viridiplantae; Streptophyta; Magnoliopsida; Fagales; Fagaceae
Product: lipase-like PAD4
Exons: 4
Coding region: 143-2011 (622 amino acids)
Biological process (GO): lipid metabolic process
Source: RefSeq, a predicted model, not a curated record